This is a messenger RNA of Annulohypoxylon truncatum, 249 nucleotides long. RefSeq names its product ribosomal protein L38e. Gene Ontology annotation, biological process: translation; protein-RNA complex assembly. The record is from RefSeq and is a predicted model, not a curated record. Gene Ontology annotation, cellular component: ribosome; cytosolic large ribosomal subunit. Gene Ontology annotation, molecular function: structural constituent of ribosome. NCBI's taxonomy places the organism in Eukaryota, Fungi, Ascomycota, Sordariomycetes, Xylariales, Hypoxylaceae. Bases 1 to 249 code for a protein of 82 amino acids. The transcript is spliced from 4 exons.
AUGCCUCAGGAAAUCGCAGAUAUCAAGAAGUUCAUCGAGAUCUGCCGGCGAGAGGAUGCCAAGUCCGCCCGGAUCAAGAAGAACAAGAAGUCGUCGCAGACCAAGUUCAAGGUCCGAUGCUCGAAGCACCUUUACACCCUCAUCCUAAAGGACUCCGACAAGGCCGAGAAGCUAAAGCAGAGCUUGCCCCCGAAUCUACAGAUCAAGGAAGUUCCUAAGAAGAACAAGAAGGGCAAGCACACAGCAUAA